AUUACUAAAGAGAUUGCAAGGGGUCUUCUGUAUCCUCAUAAAGAUUCCAGAUUAAGAAUUAUUCAUAGGGAUUUUAAAGCUAGCAACAUAUUGUUAGAUAAAGAUAUGAAUCCCAUAAUUUCAAACUUUGGUUUGGCAAAAAGUAUGGAAGGAACUAAAACAUAAGCAAAUACAAGAAGAGUAAUGGGAACAUAUGGCUACAUGGCACCAGAGUACACCAUUGAUGGGAUUUACUCCACUAAAUCUGAUGUCUUCAACUUUGGUGUAUUGGUGUUAGAGAUAGUAAAUGGAAAGAAAAAUAAAGGAUUUCAUCAUGCAAAUCAUGAUCUUAAUCUUUUAGGACAUCCAUGGAGGCUGUAUAAAAAUGGGAAGCAAUUAGAACUGAUGGAUGAAACUAUUAACGGUUCAUAUGUACAUACGCAAGUGAACAAAGCAAUUUAUAUAGGUUUACUAUGUGUGCAAAAGUAUCCUGAAGAUAGACCAGAUAUGCCUUUGGUGGUUGUUAUGUUAGGUAGUCAAAUUCCGUUACCUGAACCUAAACAACCUGGUUUUUAUACAGAAAGAAGAACACCACAAGAAGCAAAUUGUUCAUCUAGUAAUCCUUAAUGGAGUCCAUCAAAUCACUUAUCUGUUACGUAUCUUCAACCUAGAUAGAAAUUGGUAUAAGUGAUUUCUGU
Messenger RNA from Lactuca saligna, 677 nucleotides. Lineage: Eukaryota; Viridiplantae; Streptophyta; Magnoliopsida; Asterales; Asteraceae. The record is from the annotation of a GenBank genome assembly.